Eimeria tenella is the source of this 1356-nucleotide messenger RNA. RefSeq lists its product as uncharacterized. The transcript has a single exon. The coding region runs from base 1 to 1356 and encodes 451 amino acids. NCBI's taxonomy places the organism in Eukaryota, Apicomplexa, Conoidasida, Eucoccidiorida, Eimeriidae. The record is from RefSeq and is a predicted model, not a curated record.
AUGGCGGGGCAGCUGGAGCCGACGCGGUCCAUUGGAGACUUCGAUGUUAAAGAUCGUUUGCCUCCUCGAGCUUUGUCAAUAGAACCUGAGAUCGGAGUUUAUUCCAUUUCUUCGCUUUUUGCUGCUGCUGCUGCUCCUGCUGCUGCUGCUGCGGCGGCUCCUGCGGCCGCGGUGGGUGCCGCAGCAGGCGCUACUGCUGCAGCACCUCCCGGCGCCGCUGCAGCAUCAGCCCCUGCUGCAGCAGCGGCAGCAGCGCCUGCUGCAGCAGCAGCAGCAGCAGCACAGGCGGGCUCUCCCAACUGCGGGCUGCUGCUGCUGGCAACUGAUGGAGUUUGGGACUUUGUGCAGCCGCAGGAAAUUCUAAAGUGUCUGCAGCAAAUAAAACCCCUGUGGCGCGCGCUGGAGACUGCAGCAAAACGCGAGACGGAGCUGCUGCUGCAGCAGCAAAAGGCGCAGCAGCAGCAGCAGCAGCAGCUCGUGAUGCAGCAGCAGCAGCAGCAACACCAGCAGCAGCUCCUGGUGCAGCAGCAACAGCUGCAGCAGCAGCUGCAGCAGCUGCCAGCAGCAAGCAUUGGGCGCAGAGUCUCGAGUGCUGGAGACUUUACUUCAUUCCUUCGCUCCUCGCUGGGCAGCAACAGCAGCAGCAACAGGCUGCUGCAGCCUCCCCCGCAGCAGCAGCAGCAGCAGCAGCAGCAAGCGCAGCAGCAGCAGGCGCAGCAGCCGCCAGUGCUGCAGCAACCGCCAGUGCUGCAGCAACCGCCAGUGCUGCAGCAGCAGCAGCAGCAGCCAGUGCUGCAGCAGCAGCAGCAGCAGCAAUCCAUUCCUUCUGGACUCAAACGCAUUACGAGCUGGAGGCGGCUGCUGCCGUCGCAGAGCCACGGGUCGCAGCUGAGCAGCAGCAGCAGCAGCAGCAACCUGAGCAGCAGCAGCCCGAGCGCAGCAGCAGCAGCAGCAGCAGCAGCAGCAGCAGGAGGCUCCCCGACCUCCAGUUUGGGGCGCCUGGGGUACUGGAAUUCGUCAGCGGGCUCGCUGCACCGCGCUGCUGCUGCUGCUGCUGCUGCUUUCGAACCCCCAACAGCAGCAACACUGACGCAGCUCUGCAGCACAAUUGUUAAAAAAGCUAGAAAGAAUGGGUCAACAGAUGACUGCAGCUGCAUUGCUGCUUUUAUUUAUGCUGUGGGGAGCGAGGAAGCAGCAACAGCAACAGCAGCAGCAACAGCAGCAGCAGCAAACGCUGCGGCUGCGGAGGUCACCGCUGCGGCUGCAGCAGCAAAUGCUGCAGCAGCAGCAGCAGCAGCAAGGCCCGGAAGAGCUCGCGGGGAUAAUGAUCCCCUGUGGCAGGCAGAAGAGGCAUGA